Messenger RNA from Mytilus trossulus (common blue mussel), 740 nucleotides. RefSeq names its product cadherin-related family member 1-like. Gene Ontology annotation, cellular component: cell-cell junction; membrane. Gene Ontology annotation, molecular function: calcium ion binding. Gene Ontology annotation, biological process: homophilic cell-cell adhesion. The transcript has 8 exons. Bases 90 to 740 code for a protein of 216 amino acids. The record is from RefSeq and is a predicted model, not a curated record. Lineage: Eukaryota; Metazoa; Mollusca; Bivalvia; Mytilida; Mytilidae.
UAACAGCCUAACUAGAGAGACUUCCAUUGAAUGUAAGGUGACUUUUCUGACAAUUCAUAUGUGCAUGUAAACUACAGAUUAGAAGGAACAUGGCGGUUGUUUUGAAGUUCGGAAUCCUGUGCAUACUUAUAAUAUCAUUGUUUGAAAGCGGAAUAUCGCAAAGGUCUCCACCAAUUUUUGACUCUUCUAAUCUACUGCAGUUCAGUGAAGGCUGUUCAACUAGAAUUUUGGCCACUGUGACAGCCCGUGGUUAUAAUGGAGUAAUAAUCAUAUCAGCUAAUGAUUAUGCUACACGUGCUAAAGUAGACGUUUUACAAACAAGCAGCGACAACUCAGCUGGCUUUAGUACAACGGUCCAAAUUAAACAGAAAGCAUGUAUGGACAGAGAGACGGAAAGUGUAUGGUAUUUACAAUUAUUGGCCGAGGAUUCGACAAACAUGAAGUCAAUCGAAACACUGCAAAUCUACAUUAUAGAUGUCAACGAUGAACACCCUUCAUUUUCAUCAAAACAUUUCCAAAUAACCGUGUCUGAGAAAACACUUCCGUCUACAGAGGUAAUAAAAGUAACAGCUACUGAUCCUGACAAUGGCAUUGGUGGAGUAGUAAGAUAUACGCUUGAACCAGAAGGUCCAGUAAGUAUUAAAAUAGCGAUAGAACAUACUAAUUGGAUAUACAAACUUGUAGGUGGAAAACAAACGAAAUUUCAAAAACGACGAAAAGUGAAACAACAAAACAUAUGA